AUGCGUCCUUCCACCCCCCUCUCGCUCCUGCUAGCACUCACCGCCACCCACGUCGUCGCCACACCAAAGCCAAUCAAGCACCACGCGCGCUCAAACGCCACCACCAGCGCCACAACCUCCAUCGCAACAGGCUCAACCUCAGCCGGCUGCAACUACAUCCACGCCAUCGGCCCCAACCCCGCCAACCCCCCCAUCAUCUACACCGGCUGCGCCUGCCCCUCCGCACCCCACCGCGCCUCCAUCUUCAACCUCUCCGCCGCCUACCCGGCCUGCACGCCCCGCCUCGACACCGCGCUCUACCCCAGCGUCGUCGUCGGGCCGGGCGAUCCCGGACUGGCCCUGUGCGAGGAUUGGGAGGCCGUGCCGGGGACCGCGGCGCCGGACGGGACGCCCCCGUUGGUGCCGCCAUUUGAAUACCUCGGCGUGCAUGUGUACAUCGUGUCCGCUCCGUCCAUGGGAUCGAUCGAGCGAGCUCCUGGCUUGACCGUCGCGACCCAUGGGCCACCCGCAAGGCCAUCCUAG
Molecule: messenger RNA, 522 nt
Organism: Letharia columbiana
Lineage: Eukaryota; Fungi; Ascomycota; Lecanoromycetes; Lecanorales; Parmeliaceae
Exons: 3
Coding region: 1-522 (173 amino acids)
Source: RefSeq, a predicted model, not a curated record